AUGGAUGACAAUACUGCUUCCCAAAGCUUGCUGCAAUCCGUGCUCGGAUUAUUCGCGCGGAAACGACCGCAAGGAUCGGCAAAGCCGGCGUCACUGAAAUCACGGAAACGCGAGGCCUGGCUACGGACGGAUGCAUUUCUGCAGCGCGAUGAUAUUGAUGAAGCCGACCCAAAGAGUGUUGCAAGGACCUUACGUGCAUUUGAAAAUCUUGUUGAAGAUGACUCUGAUCGAGAGACAGAUAUCUUUGCGGAGCAGAGCUCCCAACAACCCACACACGAGCCGUAUCCGAAGCUUCGUCGCAUGAUCGAGAGUCCGAAUCGCGAUUCGCUUGCCGAUCCAGGCACAUUCAUUCGCGUUAGUAAACGGCGACGAUAUUGCGACGAUGCCAUUCAGGAACUUUUGCAUUUGGAACAGGAAAAAAAGAAGCGCCGAAUUCUGCCUCGUGAAGAGCUAACUCAGGAGUCCAAUAUCGAAGACCCUGAUGCUGACUUUGCUGUGUUGAUGAGGAGACACCUGGUGUCCUUGGACAGUGCAUUGCGAAGAAACUGGAUUUGCGUUUGCCAAAAGUGCUCAGGAUUGAGCGUGAGACUGUCGCUGCCACGAAACAAAAGGGACCUCGAGACAGAGGCGAGUUUUGAAGUGUUCUUUGGCGUGCGUUCCGCCCCUGCAACGACAUUACAAGAAGCUAAAAUCACGGUCAAAGACCUACACACUAGCACAUUGAGGCGCUCAUCUGAGCCUGUAAUCAGCAGCCCACCAGACUUUGCCCACAUAUGCCAGAGCAUCACAGAAUCACUCGGUCAACGAAAUUGCUUGCAUUUUGCUCUCGAGGAUGGGAUAUUUCAGAGGCUUCGUCCUCAGCCAAAAACAUUUGGUAGUGACCGAAUGUCUCAGACAGUAUCCUUAUCGGCAUUGUUCAAUCGCCAGCAAGAAUUGCUUCGUGGCGAAUCGGUACUGCCACUCAAGGGGAAGCGAGUCUUGGCUGUUACACUAGCUUCAGCGCUUCUUCCGUUCUUGGAGACACCGUGGCUGCAAUUUUCCUUCAAUCACUCAAAAAUCCAGUUUUUUGAGCCGCGACAGAAUGAAGAAAUCCCUAACAUUACGAAACCUUUCCUGGCUCUGGAGCACGUUCCAAUCAUCUCAGCCCGCAGUAAAAGCACCAUAGACAGCUCUGGCGCCUCGAAACACAUGGUCCAUCCCAAUGCCAGUGUGCUAGCGCUAGGCAUACUCCUGUGCGAGCUUCACUAUUGCACACCCGUGGAGCUGAUGGCAAAGGACCUGCAUGUCGCCAGGAACAUCAACGAUGAUUAUUAUACCUGCCUCGAUAAGCUUCAGACUCUGGAAGACGAUGCUGGUGUGGAUUACUAUCUCGCCACGAAGGCAUGCCUUACUGGGGAGUAUUAUCCUCUUGGACAGCACGCUGACUUCGAGGAUGUCAGCGUUCAGCGGCUCUUCUACCAGAACGUCGUCAAACGACUUGAGGCCGUGAUAUUCAAGGCUUGGGGUAUUCGAUUAGAGAAUUUGGGUUCAUUUGAUUCUCGACAGAAUGAAUCCUGCUGGGGGCCUAUCGGUCGAGAAGUUGUCCGCCUCCACACAGGCAAGGUUGAUUCCUCUAAUAUAAAUACCACAGCAAGGGCAAGUUCGCAUCGUUCAAUGUCUGACGCCACCCCCGUCAGCUACGCAUCCCUCCACUCGGAUAUCAUGCUACAAAUAUCGUCACAACCUUCUUCGGGGUCGCAAGCCCACGGACACCUCGCCGAGCCCCCGGAGAAGAGCUUGCAUUUUUUUGAUGCAAGCCACCAGAUGGGUCCUGAACAAGAGAAUCCACUCUCAGAGAAAUGGAUGGGCAAUCUGCUGUCCUCGAUCUAUCCCUAUGUUAACCCUGAUUCCGACCUCGCGGAACCGGUGCGAAUAGCGAUUUUGGACUCCGGCCUCGACCCUGAAAACCCAUUCCUGGUCGAGGACCAACAAUGUGCCAACCCACGAAUUAAGGAUGCACGAAGUUUUGUACAUGGAACAGAGUCGCACGACAUUCGAGACGAGAUUGGGCAUGGCACUCAUGCUCUUGGUCUCCUUCUCAAAGCUGCCCCAGGCGCUGAGAUCUAUGUUGCCAGAAUUGCGCGACGAGAGACUAUUGAUCCCAAUACCGUCUUUUGUAUACACUCGACUGAUGGAAAUGGCAAUCCCUCCAAUUUCAACCCUACAGCAAGCGAAACUGACGUCAACUUCAGCCUACUUGGGGAGCAUGUCUCGUCUUACUGGCCGGCUGGUAUGAACGGACACGAUCAGACUGUCAAGGUUAUGUCAGGAACAUCGGUCGCAACACCGAUUGCUGCUAGCCUAGCCGCGUCGGUCCUAUCUUUCGUUCGGCAACAAGAUCAGCACAUUGCUGUAGAAAGCGAAAGGCUGGGACCGUGGCUGAAAAGAGACAAUUCCAUGGAUGCGGUCUUCAAGAGUAUGGCCAGACGGCGGGGGGUAGGCUAUGACUACAUUACACCUCAUAUGCUCUUCGAUAGUGGUUCGACACGGGAGGAUGUUUACAAGAGAAUUAAGGAUAUCAAAAGGAACAUGUACAAAUAG
Molecule: messenger RNA, 2580 nt
Organism: Penicillium cataractarum
Lineage: Eukaryota; Fungi; Ascomycota; Eurotiomycetes; Eurotiales; Aspergillaceae
Product: S8/S53 family peptidase
Exons: 5
Coding region: 1-2580 (859 amino acids)
Biological process (GO): proteolysis
Molecular function (GO): serine-type endopeptidase activity
Source: RefSeq, a predicted model, not a curated record